AUGGCGAACUUCAUCGAUGUGGGCUUUUUGGUGGCUGCACUUGCUGCCUGUGUGGCGGUGAUCUUCGGGAUGGUCGGCCCGGUGAAGGGCGGUGGAAUGGCAUUAAGUUCCACGUUCGCAUGGCAUCCAAUUCUGAUGAGCGUUGCAUUUCCAUGCCUGAUGAUGCUGGGACGUUGGGCCUAUGUCAGCGAUGAGAUUGGUGACAAGGAAACACAGCGCUCAGUACAUAGAGGUUUGAUGAUGCUGGCCACAUUCAUUGGGAUCGCUGGGUAUGUUAUGAUCUUCAUGGCUCACUUGCCACUGAAGACUUUCUUCGGCUAUAAUUUCUCCACCAAGAAGUGGGCCGUGCCGACGCGCGUUGCUCAUGACUGGCUGGGCUACGCGAUCCUACUGAUGACACUGGCGCAGAGUGCCAUGGGUUUGUACAAAUUGAUGAGCGCCAGAGAGGGUAGAUCGAUCUUCAAAUUUCACGGAACGAUGGGCAAGGUCGUUAUGGUGCUAUCGGCUGUGAACAUUUGUUUGGCCUGCAUCUUUUGGGGUUGGUCACCUGGAUACAAAAUCUUCGUGGCGCUGCUCACGGUCAGCGUCACAGCCUUUGGCACCUUUACGCAGCUGCGAAAGGCACCGGAGGAUUCGAUGAUGUUGGAUGGUCUCGUCUUAAAGAAAACACGCCCAUCAUGGAAGGUUCAAAGGCCUGAGGUCUGUCUUCAGCGACCGUCUCAUGUUUCGACGUCCGUACUUUUGAAGACGCUCCAUAUCUCCGUUGAGUGCGGUGUAUCGCCCAAGUGCUGA
Cladocopium goreaui is the source of this 792-nucleotide messenger RNA. Lineage: Eukaryota; Dinophyceae; Suessiales; Symbiodiniaceae. The record is from the annotation of a GenBank genome assembly.